This is a messenger RNA of Mangifera indica (mango), 897 nucleotides long. RefSeq lists its product as uncharacterized. Bases 52 to 750 code for a protein of 232 amino acids. NCBI's taxonomy places the organism in Eukaryota, Viridiplantae, Streptophyta, Magnoliopsida, Sapindales, Anacardiaceae. The transcript has 3 exons. The record is from RefSeq and is a predicted model, not a curated record. Gene Ontology annotation, cellular component: mitochondrial matrix.
ACCCCUAAACCCCUAAACCCACUUACAAUCUCCAAAUUCUUGAGAAACAAAAUGGGGUGCCUGAUGAAAUCUCUGAAGAGAACCUGCGUUUUGUUUAUCAUUUCAAAACAAAACAAAUCUCUCUUUACAUCGAACUUAAACCCAAUCUCUCAAACCACAAGAAGAAAUUACGUAUCAGAAAUGCGCAAAUCUGCCUUUGAAGGUAACGUUCUGAGACUUCUCCGUAACGAGAUUCAAUACGAACUUGAACACUCCCCUCCUAAACAGCCUAUCACCAAAUUUAAUUCAUUCACUGUUGAUGAGCGAUCUGGAGAGCAGUGGAUAAGGUUGAACAGAAAAUUUGGGGAGAAAGAAGAUAUUAAACUUGAGGUCACCAUGUUUGAUGGAUCCAUUCCUGUUUCGAAAGGUGGUGUUGUAACAGGCGAAGAAGUUCAGCUUCCCAUUACCUUGAUUGUCAAUAUCACCAAGGGUGAUGGUGAGGUGUUGGAAAUAAUGUGCUCUGCUUGGCCAGAUACCAUAGAGAUUACAAAGCUGUUUGUUCGAGAGAAGAACAAAACGUCUGGUCAGCCUUAUGCUGGUCCUGGAUUCAAGGAAUUGGAUGAUGAGCUGCAAAACUCUCUCUAUGAAUUCUUGGAGGAAAGAGGUAUAGAUGAUCAACUGGCUAUUUUCUUGCAUGAAUACAUGAGAAAUAAGGAGAAAUCUGAGUUCAUUAGAUGGAUGCAAACUGUCAAAUCAUACAUUGAGAAGUAGAUAUAUUUCUGCAGUACUCAGUCUGAUAUUUUUGGUGAUUCGAUCAAAAUUUGCAUUGGUAUUACAGAAGAUUUAGAAUAUAUUGUCUCCUGAGAGCUUUUGGAGCUUCAAAACUCAUCAGUUAAUAUAUUAUUACUAUUACCAAAA